CGCGCCCCGAGCCCGACGCGGCGCCGUGGCGCGGCGCCAGGAUGGCCGCCGGCGUGGCCAGCGCCAGCGGCGACUCGCUGGCGCGAUUGCAGCGGCUGCAUAUGGUGCUCGCCUGAGCUUCUAUGACAACGUUCCCGCGGCUGCUGGCGCUCUGGCGACCGCGAGCCACUGGACGCCUGGGCCGCCAGGGCGCCAGCGACCCGAGCCGCUGGCUCGGUGCUCGCCCGAGCGCGCCCCAGCCGAGCCGCUGGCGCGGUGCCGGGCGGGUAGCUGGCGGCGCGGCGGGCGCCAGCGGCGGAUCACAGCAGCGGCAGCGGCUCUCGAAGAAGAAGAGGAAGAUCCAAACCUCACACAGGGACGAGACCGCCCGCCCUCCCCUGUUGUCCGCGCGUGCAUGCUGGCCAGUUCGCUAUAGAGGCGCCCCCGGUUGGCUUGCUCGCUGGUGCUGCUGCCUCAGCGUCGCCGCCAGCGAAACAAGAGGAUGGGGAUGCGGAGAUGUCUGCCGCUCGAUCCGGGGAGAUGGCUCGACCGCGCUCCCUCGAUCGAGCAGGCUCGGCAGCACCGCCUCGCGGGGGACUCUGCCUGGGCAGCGGAGGUAUGCUGCGAGGCUGUCGCGCGGCGUGGCCGCGAUAUUGCGCGGUCUCGUGCUGCUGCUUUUUGAGCUCGAGCUGCCUGAACCUCUCUUGGAGGUUUCUGGGGGGCCUCGUGGUUGCCUCUCGAUUGGAACACUGGCCAAGGAUCAUUGCUAGGCGAAGCGGUUGCCAAACCAGGCGCUCUGGGGCUCCCCGUCGCCCUUGUGGGGCUCUUCUGUGGUCCCUUGAACCCUCUAGCGAAACGCUGCUGAGGAAGCAUAUUCUCAGAGACCUGGGUAGCCGACGAGCUGCCGAGAGUUCCCCGCCGCGACACCCCUCCCGGCGCGAGGGCGCCCGGGCUUUUCCACGGGGCGGGGGCUCGGGCGUCGAGUGACGGGGGUGCGGAUUCCUUCCCUAAUGCCCUCACCGUAAUCAACGCCCGAUGGGGCGGACGAUCUCUCACCCGCCGCGCCGGGCGCGGUGCGCACGCGCGCGCCCGCCUCGCGCGCGCCCUGGGCUCCAAGACUCGGAGCCCGCGUCGCGCGCGGGCGGGCCGAGGGCAUCCGCACAUCGCGGCCGGCUUCGAGCGGCUGCGGGCCCCGCGGGGGCCGGAGCGCCGCUGGGGUGGGGC
Messenger RNA from Prorocentrum cordatum, 1203 nucleotides. Lineage: Eukaryota; Dinophyceae; Prorocentrales; Prorocentraceae. The record is from the annotation of a GenBank genome assembly.